This is a messenger RNA of Nycticebus coucang (slow loris), 2126 nucleotides long. It is a transcript of the gene RNF207, whose product is annotated as ring finger protein 207. Gene Ontology annotation, biological process: regulation of cardiac muscle contraction; regulation of heart looping. The record is from RefSeq and is a predicted model, not a curated record. Bases 1 to 1899 code for a protein of 632 amino acids. Gene Ontology annotation, molecular function: transmembrane transporter binding; Hsp70 protein binding; zinc ion binding. Gene Ontology annotation, cellular component: perinuclear region of cytoplasm. NCBI's taxonomy places the organism in Eukaryota, Metazoa, Chordata, Mammalia, Primates, Lorisidae. The transcript is spliced from 17 exons.
AUGUCAGGAGCUAUCUUCACGCCCCUGGAGGGCCCAAGCUCCCUGGACGCCACAAGCGGCCACCCGCUGGUGUGCCCGCUGUGCCACGCACAGUUUGAGCGCCCGUGCCUGCUGGACUGCUUCCACAACUUCUGCGCCAACUGCCUGCGUGGCCGCGCAGCAGAUGGCCGCCUCACCUGCCCAAUAUGCCAACACCAAACCGUGAUGAAGGGUCCCAGUGGCCUCCCGCCAGUGGACCGGCUGCUGCAGUUCCUGGUAGACAGCUCCCGGGAUGGCGUGGAGGCAGUGCACUGUGCCAACUGUGACCUGGAGUGCAGCCAGCAGGACGCGGAGACCCUGUGCUUCUGCAACACCUGCGGGCAGCCCCUGUGCGCGCGCUGCCGCGACGAGACGCACCGGGCGCGCAUGUUCGCGUGCCACGACAUCGUGGCCCUGGGCCAGCGCAGCCGCGACGUGCUCCAGAAGUGCAAGCUGCAUGCGGAGCCCUACCUCAUGUUCUCCACGGACAAGAAGUCGCUGCUGUGCAUCCGCUGCUUCCGGGACAUGCAGGGGGAGAGCCGGGCCCACUGCGUGGACCUGGAGUCGGCUUAUGUGCAGGGCUGCAAGCGACUGGAGCAGGCAGUGCUGGCCGUGAAGGCCCUGCAGACGGCCACACGGGAGGCCAUCUCGCUGCUGCAGACCAUGGUGGAGGAGGUGCAGCGCAGCGCAGCCGAGGAGGAGGCCGCCAUCCACGCGCUCUUCAGCAGCAUGCAGGACAAGCUGGCAGAGAGGAAAGUGCUGCUGCUGCAGGCUGUGCAGAGCCAGUACGAGGAGAAGGACAAGGCCUUCAAGGAGCAGCUCUCCCACUUAGCCACCUUGCUGCCCACACUGCAGGUUCACCUGGUCAUCUGCUCUUCCUUCCUCAGCCUGGCCAGCAAGGCCGAGUUCCUGGACCUGGGCUAUGAGCUGCUGGAGAGGCUACAGGGCAUCGUCACACAGCCGCACCGCCUGAGGCCAGCACAGAGCAGCAAGAUCGCCAGCGACCACCACGCUGAGUUCGCACGUUGUCUGGAGCCGCUGCUGCUGCUGGGGCCCCGUCCUGGGGUCAUCGCAGAUGGUGCCAACUCGCUGGCAGGAGGCUCAGGCCCCAAGGCGCUGAUGGGGCCCUGCUGCCCGUCCCCAGUGGGAAAGAUGUUGGUGUCUCCAGUCCAGAAGCCCAUGCCAUACCCGUCCAUGAGCACCAAGGUGCUGCUGGCUGAAGGCGAAGACACGCCCUUCACAGAGCACUGCCACCACUUUGAGGACUCCUACCGGCACCUGCAGGUGGAGAUGAGGAACCUGAAGGACCAGGUGCAGGAGCUGCACAGGGACCUCACCAAGCACCACUCGCUCAUCAAGGCCGAGAUCAUGGGGGACAUCCUGCACAAGACCCUGCAGCUGGACGCCAGGAUCGCCUCAGAGUACGCCUCCACGGAGUGCAUGAGAGCAGUCUUCCAGGAGAUUUGGGAGGAAUCCUAUCAGCGUGUGGCUGACGAGCGGGAGAUUUAUGAAGCCCAGCUUCAUGACCUUCUCCAGCUGAAGCAGGAGAAUGCCCACCUGACCGCCAUCACCAAGCAGAUCAUACCCUAUGUCCAAUCCAUUGCCAAGGUGAAGGAGCGGCUGGAGCCCAGAUUUCAGGAACCCAUGGACGAACAAUCAGAGAACCUACAAAACAUGUCUGAUGACGGCAGGAACGGGGAGGCCCAUGCCCGGAAUGACCCCGGAAGUGUCCCAGAAAGAGAGGAGACAUCAGAGCCUAAAGGAAACAGCUGGACUCUGAACAACCUGUCAGAAGAGCUGCCACUGAAAAAUAAGGAUUAUCACAGACCCAAGCAGAAAAAUGGGAGUGACAGCCCCACACCCAGAAAACACCCAACUUAGCAAAUACAACCAGUCCCAAGUGGUCAGUUUUCACAGCACGUACAAUAAAAAGGUUAGGCAGCACCUGUGGCUCAAAGGGGUAGGGCGCCAGCCCCAUAUGCCGGAGGUGGCGGGUUCAAACCCAGCCCCAGCCAAAAACUGCAAAAAAAAAAAAAAAAAAAAAAACAAAGAUAAAUAAAAAGGCUGGGACACUUAAGAAAAGGUUGUUCAGUUAUGCUUAUUUCUUU